Molecule: messenger RNA, 465 nt
Organism: Acanthoscelides obtectus
Lineage: Eukaryota; Metazoa; Arthropoda; Insecta; Coleoptera; Chrysomelidae
Source: the annotation of a GenBank genome assembly
AUGCUCAGCAACGCCAUUCGAACUGAACAGCCGAACAGCUCCAGUUCCAAAGUUGUGACCAAAUUCAUCCGCAUUGGAAUCGCUGAUAAGAAUGACAAUCCUCCUUAUUUUGAUAAGGCACUAUACGAGGCGGAAGUCGACGAAAAUGAGGACAUACAACACACCGUACUCACUGUCACCGCCAAAGAUCACGAUGAGUAUAUUGUACUUCUCUUGAAACGAGUGACAUCCAUCAUGUACAUGGAACAUGACAUGUUUGAUGUGCUGCCGCUUGAACUGCACUGUCCAUACUGGAUGCUGUACACAUCAGUUGUCUACGUCUCGAUGUAUACAAUGCGUAUACAAUGAAUACAAUGUAACAAUGAUGACAAUGUAUAGAAUAGCAUAAGGGAGGUUAGAUUUAUUAGCAAACGUCAGAAAGUUGGUAAACAGUGAACCAACAAUUAAAAAAAAAUAUGUUUGGAC